AGGAUUCAACGUUCAGUUCGAUUCCAACCAUGAAGAAGUGAAGACAAAAAGACCAUUCUCUGUGUUAACUUUUCAUUGUGAUUAGUGAACAAAACAUGGAAAGUGUAAGCCAAAGAACGCCGAUACAAAAUUUUUAUGCUGGACAAUCAAUCUUUAUUACAGGAGGUACCGGAUUUUUUGGAAAAAUCUUGAUUGAGAAACUAUUACGAAGUUGCUCCGACAUUUCUACGAUAUAUGUGUUAAUACGUUCGAAAAAAGAUAAAUGCCCCGAAAGUCGACUAGACGAAAUGUUUGAAAAAACUAUUUUUGAUCGAGUAAGAAAGGAAGUACCCAAUUUCCGUCAAAAAAUCGUGCCGAUUCCAGGUGAUAUAAAUGUUAAAGACUUGGGAUUGUCAGAAAGGAACAAGAAAAUACUACAAAAUAAGGUAUCCAUAAUUUUUCAUAUGGCAGCGAAUGUACGUUUUGACGAAGAAAUCAAAGUUUCUACGUUAAUAAACAUUAACGUUACCGCUACCAUUUUAAAACUGGCAAAACAUAUGACAAACUUAAAGGCACUUAUUCACGUAUCAACUGUAUACGCAAAUUGUCAUGUGGAUCAUAUCGAAGAACGAUUAUACUCAUAUCCUAUUAACCACAAAAAUCUUAUUACGCUCACAAACAGUUUACCCGAAGAGAUGAUCCAGAAGAAAAUAUCCAAAAUUAUUUCACAAUGGCCAAAUACAUAUACAUUCACGAAAGCAAUUGCGGAAGGGCUUUUCCGAGUCGAAAACGGAGAUUUACUAGUUGGAAUAUUUCGACCUGCGAUAGUUCUAUCUUGUGCCAAUGAGCCACUUGUUGGCUGGAUGGACAAUAUGUAUGGUCCAGUAGGCACUCUCAUAUCUUCGCUUCUUGGUAUCACAAGAUUUCAUCAUUGCAAUCCCGAUGUCAAAGCAAACAUAGUGCCAAUCGAUUUCACCGUAAAUGCACUAAUUGCUAGUGCAUGGGAUGUUUUUAACCAACGCAGGAGAGGCAGAGACACGUUAAUUUAUAAUUUUGUGUCACCAAUCGACGGCCCUACGUGGAGUGAAUAUAGUACCAUAAUUCUCAGCGCCAAUAAGAUGUACCCCUUAAAUAAUUCUAUAUACUUGCCUUUUAUAAUUUUAGUACGACAUACAAUACUAUAUAAAAUUUGCAUAUUUUUUGGUCACAUUCUUCCGGCUUUCUUUAUGGAUGUUGCAAGCAUCUGUAUAAAAAGGAGUCCAAGAAUGCGGAAAUCGUAUUUGAAGAUUCAUAAAGCUACCAAAGCUAUCAAACCAUUCUGUACUAAAGAAUGGAGCUAUUCCACCGACAAUGUUCAAGCGAUGUGGGACCAUCUCAAUAAGAAGGAUCAACAGUUGUUUAACUUCAACAUGAUAGAAUUUGAUUGGACAAAAUAUCUUAUUGAUCACUAUAUGGGUAUACGCUUGUUUCUACUCAGUGAAAAUGAAAAUACUCUAGAAAUCAGUCGUAUGAAAUAUAAGAGAUUUUAUUGGAUACAUAAAAUAAUGAAAGCUGUGUUUAUCUUCCUUGCCAUUUGGAUUUUCUUCAUUAUAUUUAAGAAAGUGUUCGUAUAAUUUUUACAUUUGUAUGUAAUAUAAAAUAAUUGUACUCUAUUUAUUCUUUACGAUUUGCUAAUUUUUUGCUGAGUUUAAAAUGAAAAACUGAUAGCCGGAUUCAAAGUAGGAAACAUUUCUAAAUAUUAAUUUAAACAUAUAAAACAAUUAAAAAUGUUUACGUGGAUGCAGUGAAGGUUUUUAGAAAAAGUGUUAUUUUAGAUCGUAUUGAAUACAUAUAUACUCAAUAUGACCUAAUUAUGUUUUUCUCUUUCUCAUAGAGUAUUAAAAAAGUAGAUAAUAACGUGAUUCAAUGUUUCAUUUAUACGUUUCUUAACAUAUAAGAGUACACAAAGAACUAUUUUUGUCAACAAUCCAUUAAACAAACAAUUAACUUGUCUUAAUUAACUUUUCCUCUUUCACCGUGGCUUUUGAAUCGGAUUUUAGUAGGUAAAUUAAAAUUUUUUAUCUAUAAAGUAAUAAAAGUAUCGAAAAAACAUUACAAUGGGAAUGUGUGUACUUAUUAUUGCUAUAAGUCAUAUUAAGUUCUAUCUUACAAAAAAUGUUGUUUCUUUGAUUAUGAGCAGGAUGUUAUGACAAAAAUAUAAAUUUGUCGUGAGUGGCAAUGUCAUCGAUAACUUAAUAAAUAUAAUGUAAUAUUACUUUAUUUAAAUAUUGAAAUCAUGCGAUCGCGACUUCGUUGUACGACCAAUAUCGGCAACGCCGAAUAAGUAAUUAACCCAUAUACGAAGAGAGAAGAAAAGAAACGAUGACUCAACAAUGAGAAGAAUCAACAAAUAUUUAACCCAAUGUUCAAGCCAUGUGGGACCAACUCAAUAGAAAGGAUAAACCAUUAUUCAACGUCAACAUGAUAGAAUUCGAUUGGAUGAAAUAUCUGAUCGAUCAUUAUAAGGGUAUUCGAUUGUAUCUACUCAACGAGAAUGAGAAUACCGUAGAAAUCAAUCGAAUCAAAUAUAAGACUUGCGCGUGUAAUUGAGCCCAUCUUCUCUCACAGUUUUCAUCAAAAUCUUUGGUAUUCCAAAUAUAUUCCACAACUGCUGUUUUUUCUCUAAUAUAUGAAAAAUUAUAGUAACUUUGCAUGUAUUUUAGAAUGUGUAAAUUGUAUUUGAAGAUACAUAAAGCUACUAAAGCUAUCAAACUCUUUUGUACUAACGAAUGGAGCUAUUCCACCGACAAUGUUCAAGCUAUGUGGGACCAUCUCAAUAAGGAUUAACAAUUAUUUAACUUCAACAUGAUAGAAUUUGAUUGGACAAAAUAUCUUAUCGAUCAUUAUUCGAUUGUAUCUACUCAACGAG
Molecule: messenger RNA, 2887 nt
Organism: Solenopsis invicta (red fire ant)
Lineage: Eukaryota; Metazoa; Arthropoda; Insecta; Hymenoptera; Formicidae
Product: fatty acyl-CoA reductase wat
Exons: 10
Coding region: 96-1592 (498 amino acids)
Biological process (GO): long-chain fatty-acyl-CoA metabolic process
Cellular component (GO): peroxisome
Molecular function (GO): alcohol-forming very long-chain fatty acyl-CoA reductase (NADP+) activity
Source: RefSeq, a predicted model, not a curated record